Molecule: messenger RNA, 1218 nt
Organism: Liolophura sinensis
Lineage: Eukaryota; Metazoa; Mollusca; Polyplacophora; Chitonida; Chitonidae
Exons: 6
Coding region: 332-1018 (228 amino acids)
Source: RefSeq, a predicted model, not a curated record
AUAAACUGACAAAGGGAUUGCAUAAGUCGCUCUAUAUCCAUGCACGCAUAUUCUGUAUGAUUAUAUAUGUGGUAGGAUUUUACACGGAAAGUUUCUAGGUCAGUUGCGGGCAUUCAUGCAAGCACCUAAAACGGUGUCUCUAAAGCGGAAGAUCAAUAGUUGUAGCUGAAACGGUGUAACAACGGCGAAUGUACGGCUUCCAUAUUCUCCUUAUUCGGUUGUGCGUCGUGCAGCAGUCUGGGCAUUUAGCACAUAUAACGAGAAAGCCGUUUAACGGAUGCAGAAUAGUGCUUAUAGAGUAUGACAUAAGAUCAUUCUCUGCCAAUGCACAAUGGCAGGAGAGGUAAAUGACGAAGAGAGUGGCUGGUGGAAAUGCCUGGCAGAUAUGAUAAAGCCUUUUCUUCCCAUUCGACCAGAAUGUAACAAGCUUUUACAUUUUCUAAAAUGUUUUGUUGAAUCUGCCCAGGCGGACAUUAUCUUGAGUCAGGCAUCAGGUGCACAACGCUGCAUUGAUGUAGAUACGAAGUCGAAACCAGCCAUUCUUUCCAUUGAGAACUGGGAGCUAUUUGUACUGUCCAUUGGUUUGGAGGUCGAGAGACCAAAUUUUGCUGUGGAUUUUGAUAUGAUAGGCAUUCUGACCACACCAAGAGUACAAGAAUCUGAUCUGGAGCAUGUCCUGUCGUGCAUACUAGCCUUGAUAGACAUGGACUUCCAGCUUUUGUCACGCUUAGUUGGACUGGAAAAGGAGGAACUACGUCAACUCUGGUGCCUGCUGAUGAAUUUUUCAGGUGAAGACGAAAUGCGACAGGCAAGCUCCCCUUGUGAAAUUGAACGUUUCAGAAAUCUCUGGGGAAAAUACCAGGAUAUUCUGGAAAUAGUGGGAUUUAAAAAGGUUGCAAGAGGGCCAGAAUCGUUUAUAUCUUACCACAAAACCGAAAUGGGUUUACACAAUUACAGAAGUUUGCGUACAUUCUUACAUGGUGUGUUACAGAAUCCAGUUUCUGAAUCAUAUGUUUAAAUCAUUUUUUAAGGUUUAAUUCAUCAUAUCGUAGUGCAAAGCACAGCAUAUUAUAAUGAUUUUGUAUCAACAAAUUAAUCUUAAUUCAGUUUGUGUACCAAUGUUGUUCUUUGAUGCAUAAUGCAAAUCAAUUUUUGUCUUGCACUCUGAAAUGAAUAAUACCAUGUCAUAUUAUCCAACUCGCAUGCGUAUUGUUGCAA